This is a messenger RNA of Drosophila grimshawi, 1712 nucleotides long. RefSeq lists its product as uncharacterized. Bases 27 to 1193 code for a protein of 388 amino acids. Lineage: Eukaryota; Metazoa; Arthropoda; Insecta; Diptera; Drosophilidae. The record is from RefSeq and is a predicted model, not a curated record. The transcript has 5 exons.
AGUCUGAUUGUUGACGUGCUUAGAAAAUGGUCUCGCCUAGUAAGAUUUUUAGUCCGCCCAUGGACUGUUUACAUUGUGGAUGGGUAUUGCACAGUCUGCCGGAUCAGAGCUGCACAGAGGCCCUCAUCUGGAAUCUGUAUCGCAAUCAUAUAUCGAGUUCUAAAUUUUUUUUGCCUUUAUUGUUGUUUCCAUUGAUUUUAAAUUGGCGCCGACAAACGAGACGACGUCUGUGGGCAAUAGUGAAAAACUAUCUGCAAACAGUUAGCGUUGCCUCAACAGUUAACGCCCUGGCUUAUUAUUUGUCUUGCAUACUGAGACGUUUGAAUGAUCGAUUCGUUUAUAGCUGCAUAUUCGGUAUACCUGCCCUUCUGGCUUCACAACUCUUGUGGUUGGCACCGACCAGAGUGGUGCAGUUCUUUGCCACAGGCGUAUUGCCUUCGGCCUUUGAGGCAGUGCUGCGCCAGCUAAAUGUGGGUUUGGUGCACUCCCGUGGCGCCCAAACAUUAAUAUUUAUGGUGUGCUCGCUGGUGGUGUUGCGGCGGCAGCAGAUAAAAGCUUAUUCCGGGUUCUGGUUCAUUCGACCCGCCCCAAUGCCCGCGAACUACGACAAGUGGUCGUUGGGUGAGCGUGUUAAGCAAAGUCUACUCGAAUUGCGCACCCAUUUGGGCAUUGGACUGGCAUUGGACUUGAUCAAUGGGGCGCGGCGCAAACAACUCAAGAAGAUGCAGUUGAAAUCGACAAGAUUUAUGCUAAGUUGUAUGGGCAUAUAUCAGCUCACACAAUGUUUGCUCGCAAAUAGGUUGGAGUCGAAAAUUACGAAUUUACUUGCUGCGUUUUUGAGUGGUGGCGCCUUUGGAUUAGUCAAACAAACACCCUUAACCUAUAUGUCGAUUGGUGUGGUCAUUGCCAGCCAAGUGUUGUGGCAAGAAUUCUGUGAAAUGGAUGCUACACAUAAUGGUCUUUUGGCUAUCCUGCAGCGGAUUCCCUGGGCACUACUGUUUCUGCCUCCGUCCUUGGCCUACUUGAUACACAGCAUGUUUAUUCAGCCACACGUACUUACUGGCUUAGCAAAGUCAUUUUUGAAUAACACGGCCGAUAACAACGUUCAACGUGUUUACGCAUUAAUAAAUCAACCCACUGACAUAGUUAUGAACACGGUUCAAAAGUUACCCAUUAAGCCGUUCUUAUUUUAAGUAGAGGAAUCAAAGUAUUGGCUACUUAUGCAAUAUUUAUUUUCUUUUCAUUUCGCUUAAAAUGAAACAUUAAACAUUUGUACAGACACAAAUUCAAACAUUUUAUUAUUAUUGUUUGAAAACUAAAUUGCACAGAGGAUGAGAGCAGAUGGAUGAUGGGGCACUGUAACCCUUCAAUAUGGGUAGAUAAUAAGCAUAUUUUUAGGCUUAGAGAUAAAACCAAUAACGGAGCUCUGAAAAAAGCAAAAGAAUUUAGGGCAUACUUUGAGGGACCCACUGACGCUGUAUCUUUACAGCUUUCCAUUAGAAUCACAGGGACCAAAUCUAUCGAAACACGUUCAAAGAAUAUUGGAUCAUCUGAGAUCCCAAAUUACAUCCCGAUAAUACUUGAAAUGGACAAGAUAAAUCCGAUCUUUCGUUAUUUCUAAAUUUAUGUAGUUUUUGCCAACAUUUUUUCCCCGAAUUAUGUAAACCCUUGAAUGCAAAUCGAUCAACUAACAUUAAAAAAAUCAUUUAUUU